This is a messenger RNA of Oryctolagus cuniculus (rabbit), 3643 nucleotides long. RefSeq names its product cytochrome P450 family 26 subfamily C member 1 (gene CYP26C1). The record is from RefSeq and is a predicted model, not a curated record. NCBI's taxonomy places the organism in Eukaryota, Metazoa, Chordata, Mammalia, Lagomorpha, Leporidae. Gene Ontology annotation, biological process: sterol metabolic process. Gene Ontology annotation, molecular function: oxidoreductase activity, acting on paired donors, with incorporation or reduction of molecular oxygen; monooxygenase activity; iron ion binding.
CAACGCUUUUCCUAAAGCAUUUCGUACAUUUAAAAUCUGUUAUGUGAAAAGCGCAGUUAAUUCUUCUGGCACACUAAAAGCUGGAAGUUAGGGGAGCUCUCCGAGGCUGGCCCGUAUCCCCCACCGUGGCAGAGGCCUCCCGGGAUGCGGGGAGAUGCCUAGGGUAGCCCACGGUGGCUGCACAGCGGGGAGCUGGGCGCGCGGGUCCUGAGGCAUUUGGAGCCCUCAAGAUGGGACCCUACACCCACCCCACAGGCAACCGUCCGAGGGUUGUCGGGCAGCCUGGAGAAGGGUGGGAACCAACGGCGAAUUCAGCCCCUGACGCCGGAAAAGAGCACGCGGAGAGCGCCUUCUCGCGGGCUUGGGGCGUCUCUGUGACUCCUGGGUUCGCAGGGAAAACCGCCGUCCUUUGAAGGAUUCCUGAAGCGUUUCAGCCUGCGAACCCGGAGGACGGUAGGGGUCGGAGAAUCGUGGCCCCAGCCGCCAUCCCUUGCAGGCUCUUUUCGCUGCCAAUGCAAUGCCCUUCAAAGAGAGCGAAAAGGGAGAAAGCCCAGUCCUUGAACGCCGGAGUGGCGAUGGGGAGAGCACCUAGAAGCUCGAGCGUGAGGAGCCCACAGGGAGCCGGCCACCAGGGCCCAGGCGCUAGCCCGGGUUUGCUCAGGCCGCCGGGCUCGCCCGUGGCCCCGAGCUCCCGCGAAGCGCCGGCAAGUUCUGGCGCGAAACCGCAGGCCCCGCCCGAGGACGUGCGCGGGGCGCGGCCGCCAGCCCAGCCCCGAGCGCUGCGGCGCCUGCCACUCCCUACUGCCCCUCGGUGAGCGCGCCGCUGCCCACCGCCUCCAAUCGCUACUCCGCGUGGAGCGCUAUAAAUAUGCAGAGACGCGUCACGUUGUGGGAACCCGCACGGGCCGGUGGGGAGGGAGCCGCCGUCUAUAUAAACGUGUCCAAGGUGGGCCGACCGGGGUUAAGCGACUGCGGGAGGGAGAGAGGUGGGGCUAGGGUCUGCAGCCCGGUGAUCGCGCCCCCGUAGGCAACACCGGUGAGUUGCUGCGCUCCCUGCCCUGCCUCUCUGCUUCUGGCCAGGGAGUGCUGCUCCCGGGAGGAGGUGGGAGGUGCCCCGGGGGUGCCGAGCGUGAGCAUUCCCCAGGGAAGCCGGCACCCCCGAAAGGAACUGACUUUGGGACCCGGGAACUGGGGCAGCGCCCCGAGCGCGCCGGCCUCGAGGAAGGCACGCUCCCUAAGGGCACAGGGUCACUGCAGCCUCCCUUCCACUGCCACUCUUUGUAGAUCAGAGUUCUAGUCCGGGGUUCUAGACCUCGGGCUUGGCCCCAACCCCCAGGCCUCUUCCGCACGGGACAGGUGAGCACUGCGCGCUGCUGGAGCCCCAAUUCUUGCGUAACCUGCCCUCGGCCUGGCCCGCACAGCUCGUCAUGUUCCCGUGGGGGUUGAGCUGCCUGUCAGUUCUGGGGGCCGCGGGCACCGCUCUCCUGUGCGCCGGCCUCCUGCUCAGUCUGGCCCAGCACCUCUGGACCCUCCGCUGGACGCUGAGCCGGGACCGGGCCUCCGCCCUGCCCCUGCCCAAGGGCUCCAUGGGCUGGCCCUUCUUCGGCGAAACGCUGCACUGGUUAGUUCAGGGUUCGCGCUUCCACAGCUCCCGCCGGGAGCGCUACGGGACAGUGUUCAAGACGCACCUGCUGGGCAGGCCGGUGAUCCGCGUGAGCGGCGCGGAGAACGUGCGCACCAUCCUGCUGGGCGAGCACCGCCUGGUGCGCAGCCAGUGGCCGCAGAGCGCGCACAUCCUGCUGGGCUCGCACACGCUCCUCGGCGCGGUCGGUGAGCCGCAUCGGCGGCGGCGCAAGGUCCUGGCGCGCGUGUUCAGCCGCGCGGCGCUGGAGCGCUACGUGCCGCGCCUGCAGGGGGCGCUGCGGCGCGAGGUACGCGCCUGGUGCGCGGCCCGCGGUCCGGUAGCCGUCUACGAGGCCACCAAGGCGCUCACCUUCCGCAUGGCCGCACGCAUCCUCCUGGGGCUUCGGCUGGAUGAGAUGCAGUGCGCCGCGCUGGCCCGGACCUUUGAACAGCUCGUGGGGAACCUCUUCUCACUGCCCCUGGAUGUGCCCUUCAGCGGCCUGCGCAAGGGCAUCCGGGCGCGGGACCAGCUGCACCGUCACCUGGAGGAGGCCAUUGCUGAGAAACUGCAGGGGAACAAGGCUGUGGAGCCCGGGGACGCCCUGGACGUGAUCAUUCACAGUGCCAGGGAGCUGGGCCGCGAGCCCUCGGUGCAGGAGCUGAAGGAGUCGGCUGUGGAGCUCCUCUUCGCUGCCUUCUUCACCACGGCCAGUGCCAGCACGUCCCUCGUGCUGCUGCUCCUGCAGCACCCGGCGGCCAUCGCCAAAAUCCGCCAGGAGCUCCUGGCGCAGGGGCUGGCGCAAGCGUGCGAUUGCCCGCCCGCGGCCGCGGGGGACGACGCGGGACCCCCGCCCGACUGCGGCUGCGCGCCCGACCUCGACCUCGCGGCGCUGGGCCGCCUGCGCUACGUGGACUGCGUGAUCAAGGAGGUGCUGCGCCUCCUGCCGCCGGUGUCUGGGGGCUACCGCACAGCUCUACGCACCUUUGAGCUCGACGGCUACCAGAUUCCCAAGGGCUGGAGCGUGAUGUAUAGCAUCCGGGACACGCACGAGACGGCCGCGGUGUAUGGCAGUCCGCCCGAGGGCUUCGACCCGGAGCGCUUCGGCGCUGCGCGUGAAGAUGCGCGGGGGGCUCCCGGUCGCUUCCAUUACAUCCCGUUCGGCGGCGGUGCGCGCAGCUGCGUCGGCCAGGAGCUGGCGCAGGCGGUACUCCAGUUGCUGGCUGUGGAGCUGGUACGCACCGCGCGCUGGGAGCUGGCCACGCCCGCCUUCCCCGCCAUGCAGACCGUGCCCAUCGUGCACCCAGUGGACGGGCUGCAGCUCUUUUUCCACCCGCUCGCGCCUUCGGCCGCGGGCCAUGAGCUACACCUCUGAGCCUUGGCGCUGUGGGACCUGGCUUGCUCAGUGGCUGUGGCGCUCUCUCAGCGCCGCCCACGUGCAGCUCUCCAGUGCGUCAUCGAUUGCCCGUUCACCCUUUCACUGGUUCAACACACGUUCACCGGAGUGGCUCUGUGCUGGACUCGGAGGAAGAACAUGAGCCACUGUCACCGCGCGGGAGAAUCGUCCCGACCAGUGGGCAUGUGUAUUGUGCGCUCCACGCCCGAGGAAGGCAUGGUCGUGGGCCAAGCCUCUUAAGCCCUUCCGAGGAUCUCGAAGAUCUCGUUGCACCAGUCCCCGGAGGAUGCGUGGGUCGCGGGGCCGCAGGGUAAGGGAGGGCUGUGUGUUCCUUGCUGACCGAUGCUGGGGCCUCCCCACGCUCCGCGGACCUGCAACCCUUGAGAGAAAGCCGGGUGCAGAGGCGAGUCCCUGGCCUGGCUUUGGGCCAUAACCACAAGAGGGACACGUAAAGGGGGCACCCAACGGAAGGCCCUUAGGCAGUUGGCCCCCGACUUCGUGCGUCUUGGCCACUCCGAGGCUCUGGGCGGAAACUCCCAGCUGUGCGGGCUUCCAGGACUCUAAGCCGCUCAACACCCCCGGAUUCUGCUGGCGACUUCUGAAAAGAAAAAUUCCUACUCCAGGAA